Messenger RNA from Vidua macroura (Pin-tailed whydah), 3731 nucleotides. It is a transcript of the gene LAMB3, whose product is annotated as laminin subunit beta 3. The record is from RefSeq and is a predicted model, not a curated record. Lineage: Eukaryota; Metazoa; Chordata; Aves; Passeriformes; Viduidae. Bases 11 to 3649 code for a protein of 1212 amino acids. The transcript has 23 exons.
CCGGGGCCGAAUGGAGCCUCGCUGCCAGCUGUGGCCAUGGGCAGUGCUUGUGCUGCUGGCUGCCCCGUGGCUGCUGGCCGCGCAGAGAGCCUGUUCCCAGGGAGCCUGCUACCCUCCCCCCGGGGACCUGCUGCUGGGCCGGGCCCCUCACCUGACAGCCUCCUCCACCUGCGGCCUCAGCAAGCCCGAGACGUACUGCACACCCCACGGAGAGUGGAGCAUGAAAUGCUGCAGGUGUGACUCGAGGCUGCCGCACAGCUACAGCGGGCACCGCGUGGAGAACGUGCUGUCCUCGGCCGGCCGCGCGCGCUGGUGGCAGUCCCAGAAUGGCGUGGAGCGCGUGUCCCUGCAGCUGGACCUGGAGCGGCCGUUCCAGCUGGACAGCGUCGUGCUGCACUUCAGGUCGCCGCCCGCAGCGAUGCUGAUCGAGCGCUCGCUGGACGCCGGCAGGACGUGGCAGGUGCUGCAGUACCUGGCCUCCGACUGCGCCGCCGCCUUCCCCCGCGUGCCCCGCGGGCCCCCCGAGAGCUGGCAGGACCCCCGGUGCCAGGAGCUGCGGGGGCACCCCGUGCACGGGGGCACGGUGAAAUUCAGUAUCCAAGACCUGGGGUCUACAAUCAGCUCCUCUUACAGCCAGGCCAUCGGGAGGCUGGGGCCCUUCACCAACCUGCGCAUCAACUUCACGGAGCUGCCCCACAUCCCACGCCAGGGGUACCACUCGCCCAGCACCUUCUACGCCGUGACGGAGAUGCAGGUGCUGGGGAGCUGCUUCUGCCACGGCCACGCCGAGCGCUGCGGCCCCGCGGGGGACCAGCACAGCACGCAGGUCCCUGGCCACUGCGUGUGCCAGCACAACACGGCCGGGCCGCACUGCGAGCGCUGCGCUGCCCUGUUCAACGCCCGGCCCUGGGCCCCCGCCGAGGACAGCGACCCCCACGCGUGCCAGCGAUGCGACUGCAAUGGUCACGCGUCCUCGUGCCACUUUGACCCCGAGGUGUUCCAGGCCAGCGGCGGGGCCAGCGGGGGGGUGUGUGACAACUGCCAGCACAACACCGAGGGCAACAACUGCGAGCGCUGCAAAACCAACUAUUUCCGCAACCCGCGGCGGGAGCUGAGCCACCCCGAGGCCUGUCUGCCCUGCGAGUGUGACCCGGAUGGCACCGUGCCCGGCUCUGUCUGUGACCCGGGCACAGGGCGCUGCGUCUGCAAGGACAACGUGCAGGGGGACCGCUGCCACCUCUGCAAGCCGGGCUUUGCCCAGCUGGCCGGUGCCAACCCCGCUGGGUGCCGCAGGUGCACCUGCAAUGCCCUGGGGACGCGGCAGGACACCGUGCCCUGUGACGGCGACACCGGGAGCUGCUCCUGCCUGCCCGGCGUGGCGGGCAGCGACUGCGGGCAGUGCGCGGCCGGGCACUGGGGCCUGGGCAGCGGGCAGGGCUGCCGGCCCUGUGCCUGCCACCCCCGCGGCUCCCGCAGCCCCCACUGCAACCAGUUCACAGGACAGUGCCCGUGCAGGGACGGCUUCACGGGACAGACGUGCUCGGCCGUGGGGCAGCAGCAGUGCCCGCCCCGGCACUACAGGGAUGCACGGGGAGGGUGCACAGAGUGUGACUGCGACUUCCAGGGCACGGAGGAGGGGGGCUGUGACCAGGCCACGGGCCGGUGCCUGUGCCGCGCCGGUGUCGCCGGGCCCCGCUGUGACCGGUGCCAGCGGGGCCACUGCAGCUCCCAGCCCGGCUGCCAGCCGUGCCACCCCUGCUUCCACGCCUACGACGGGGACAUCGAGCGCCUGCGCCAGCGCCAGGCCGGCCUGGCCAACGCCACAGCGCGGCUGCCCGCGGGCACGGGGGGCUCCCAGCUCGGCCCCCGCCUCGCGCGGGCACAGGGCAACCUGCAGCAGGCACUGGGCAUCCUCGGCCACCCCGCUGGCACGCAGCAGGGCCUGGCCCAGGCGGGCAGCGCGCUCGCUGCCAUCAGGGAGCAGGUCCGAGGCAUAAAUCCCAACCUUCAUUUCCUGGAUGACACUGCCUCUCUGUCGAGGGAGCUCGAAGCCCUCAACAGCAGUUUGUUUGUCACCAAGUCCCAGUACCAGAGCAAGAAGGCGCAGUUUGAAAGCAGCCGCAGCACGGACCUGUCAGGAGCCUUCCAGACCAUCCGCUCUGCCUACCAGAGCUCCAGCAGUGCCAGCAGCCUGGCCUCUGGAGCCCCGGGGCUGCUGGCCCAGGCCAGGGAGAGCCGCCGGAGCGCCGCGGGGCUGCAGGGGGACCUGGCUGGGGACACGGCCAAGCUGCUGGCCCUGAAGGGCGAGCUGGCCUCGGCCCCCGACCUGACCCCUGUCAUCAACCAGGUGUGCGGAGGGGCCCGAGUGGAGCCGUGCACCCCUGCCCGCUGCCAGGGGCUGCUGUGCCCUCGGGACAACAGCUCUGUCUGUGGGGCUGGCCGGCCCUGCCACGGCCUCUUCCCGCUGGCCAGCGGGGCCCUGGCAGCGGCCGGGCGAGCGGCCAAGGAGUUUGGCAGCCUGAGCGCCCGGCUCCGGGACACGGCACAGCUGAUUCAGGUGACGGAGCUGUCGGCGACUCAGGUGCAGAGCAGCACGCGGCGGCUGGCGGAGCAGCUGGGGGCCAGCAGGACGCAGCUCCAGGGCGACGUGCGGCGCGCGCGGCAGCUCCUGCAGCGCCUGCGGGCCCUCCUGGCAGACAAGGACACGGAUCCUGCCUCCAUCCAGGAAAUCAGUGAGUCCGUUCUCUCCCUGCGUCUCCCCACGGACGCUGCUGCAGUCCGGAGGAGAAUGACCGAGAUCCAAAAGCUGGCGACGGAGCUGCAGUGCCCCGAGGACAUCCUUGCCCAGACGGCCGAGGACAUCGCCAGGGCCAAGAGGCUGCAGCAGGAGGCAGAGCAGGCCAGGAACCGGGCAAACGCCGUGGAGGGCAGCGUGGAGGAGGUGCUGGGGAGCCUGCAGCGAGCCAACACGGUGCUGCUGGAGGCCCAGGGGGCCCUCAGGGGCUCGGGCUCCUCGCUGCGCUUCAUCCAGGAGCGCGUGGAGGAGAUCGAGGCUGUCCUCGGCCCGGCCGAGAAGAACCUGGUGGCCACGGGGGCCGGGCUGGCCGGGCUGGCCGGGCGGCUCUCGCAGCUGCAGCACAGCGCUGAGCAGAACCGCCUGCGGGCCGGGGACACGCGGGACACGGCGGGGACAGCGGCACAGCAGGCCAGCAGGGCCCAGCAGGUACGGGCUCACAGCAGGGCCCAGCAGGUAUGGGCUCACAGCAGGUACCAGCUCACAGCAGGGCCCAGCAGGUACGGGCUCACAGCAGGUACCAGCAGGGCACAGCAGGUACGGGCUCACAGCAGGGCCCAGCAGGCUUUUGCCCAGGUGAAGGAGCUGUACUCGGAGCUGCAGAGCAGGGUGGGGCAGGGCCCGGCGCUGGGGGAGCAGGGCAGGAGGGUGCAGAGCAUCGGCCGGGAGGCACAGGCACUCUUCCAGGAGACCAUGGGCAUCAUGCUCAGGAUGGAAACUUUAGAGUCGGAAAUUCAGGAAGGCAACAAGGCUCUGGUGUCCAGGAUGUCGCGGCUGUCGGGGCUGGAGGAGCAGGUGGGAAGGAUCCGGGACAGCAUCAAGAGGAAAGUCACCUACUACGAGAGCUGCUCCUGAGCAGCCCCGAGCCCAGGGCAUCGCUGCCUCCUCUGCACUCAUUCCCACUUCCCAGCUGGAGCUCUCCUGUGCCCAAUAUCCC